Molecule: messenger RNA, 1659 nt
Organism: Fonsecaea erecta
Lineage: Eukaryota; Fungi; Ascomycota; Eurotiomycetes; Chaetothyriales; Herpotrichiellaceae
Exons: 4
Coding region: 1-1659 (552 amino acids)
Biological process (GO): transmembrane transport
Molecular function (GO): transmembrane transporter activity
Source: RefSeq, a predicted model, not a curated record
AUGGGCGACAUCGUCAUGCGAGACCAAGCCAUGUCGCCGACCGAGACCUUGGCCACCGACCUCUCCCGCCAAACUACAAACUCCGAGUAUGGCGACCUGGACCCGGACGAGGAAAAGUCGCAGGAGGAUCGGCGGACUGCGUCCAUCGCGACGGGUCGGACAGCCAGUCUCAACAGAAUAGUCACCCGGAGGGAGACCAUCUUGUCGCGUCUCAGAUCCCGGGCACCCAUAGGCACUUUUACCCAUCCGCUAGAACACCGGCAGACGACGGUCGAAGACCUCGUCGACUUCGACGGCCCGGAUGACCCGUACAGGCCUGUCAACUGGAACAUGAAGAAGAAAGUCUUCACCACGGCCUUGUACGGCUUCACCACCAUGACUGCCACCUGGGCGAGCAGUAGCUACAGUCCAGGGACACAGCAGGUGGCACAUGAAUUCCAUGUCGGCAGCGAGGUCGCGACGCUGGGAACCACGCUUUUCCUGAUGGGAUUCGGGAUCGGCCCUCUGCUGUGGGCACCUCUCUCGGAGGUCUAUGGCCGCAAGAAUGCUGUCCUGCCGCCCAUGUUCGUCUCUGCCUGUUUCUCGUUCGCCACGGGUGCCGCCAAAGACCUCCAGACCAUCAUGAUCACGAGAUUCUUUGCCGGGUUCUUCUCUUCGGCGCCUGUCACUAAUACCGGCGGCGUGCUAAGUGACUUGUUCCCGGCGUCCCAGAGAGGUAUUGCCAUCGCAUCCUAUGCGAUGGCGGUGGUCAUCGGUCCGGUCUUUGGACCCAUUGUCGGCGCCGCCAUGGUUGUCCAGCCCAGUCUCCGAUGGCGAUGGACCGAGUAUCUCACGGGAAUCAUGCAGCUCUGUAUCUUGGUCCUCGAUGUCAUUUUCUUGGACGAGUCAUAUCCUCCUCGACUUCUGAUAUACAAGGCGCGACGCCUGCGACACCAGAGUGGAAACUGGGCCCUCCAUGCGAAAUUUGAGGAGUGGGAUGUGUCUGUGUCCGAGUUGGCGCACAAGUUCUUAAUUCGGCCGUUCCAGUUGUUGAUGACUCCAAUUUGCGCAUUGGUGGCCCUUUAUGCGAGUUUCUGUUAUGGAAUUCUGUACAUGCAACUGGGCGCCAUCCCAAUUAUCUUUGGCGAACACCGCCACUGGAAACUCCUGCCCGCUGAGCUCCCAUUCCUGGCCAUUCUCGUGGGAGCCAUCACUGGCGCUGCCAUCAACAUUUACAACCAGCUGGUGUAUAACCGCAAGUCCGGAGGCCAAGUGGCACCCGAGUUGCGUCUGCCCCCCAUGAUGUUUGGGUCUUUUCUUUUCUCGUCAGGACUCUUUAUCACGGGGUGGACAUCCGAUCCGAAGUACCCGUGGAUUGCGCCUGUUCUCGGACUGUAUAUGACCGGUCUUGGGUUCUUCACCAUCUUCCAGGCGGCGCUGAACUACCUAGUCGAUACGUUUCAGAGAUACGCUGCCAGUGCAGUGGCAGCCAACACAUUUUUACGAUCAUGUUUCGCUGCAGCGUUUCCGCUCAUCGUAACUCCUAUGUACCACAACAUUGGGGUGCCUUGGGGAACGAGCAUAUUUGGCUUCUUUGCGGUUGCCCUGAUACCCGUGCCGUUUGUGUUUUUUGUUUUUGGCAAGCGCAUAAGAGCGAAGAGUAAAUGGAGCAAGUUCUAG